Molecule: messenger RNA, 1661 nt
Organism: Manihot esculenta (cassava)
Lineage: Eukaryota; Viridiplantae; Streptophyta; Magnoliopsida; Malpighiales; Euphorbiaceae
Product: protein-tyrosine-phosphatase PTP1
Exons: 9
Coding region: 173-1192 (339 amino acids)
Biological process (GO): protein dephosphorylation
Molecular function (GO): protein tyrosine phosphatase activity
Source: RefSeq, a predicted model, not a curated record
GUUAACGGAAGCUUAAGCGCUUAACUGUAUGAUUUUUCCUCAACAAUGCUGCCCUACAAAAUCGAGGCGAAACAUGCCCAAACCAACAAAUCCACAGUAAAACCUCACACACACACAACUGGGAAACUUCAUUUCUUCCCGCUUUUGGUGCCAUCGCCACCGGAGAUCGGCCAUGGCCGCUUCCUCCGCCAGCAAUCCAUCGCCGGCCGACGUGUCAUCCUCUCGCCCUCCACCCUUCGUAUUCUCUUCCGAUUCCCCGACUAGAAUCUCUCUCACUCCCGAUCAGCGUAAGCAUUGCUCUGAGGCUCUUCAAUUAUUUUCGGAGAAGCUCCGUACUCCCGAUCAAAUCAUUCAAGAGUUCGCUCGUUUGCAGGCUACUAGGGUAACACCAUCUCAGAUGUCUAGAAGCUGCAAAGUGGCUUUUGACAGUGUCAACACAAGCAAAAACCGUUAUAUGGAUGUGGUACCUUUUGACCAGAACAGGGUUAUUCUUAAUCCAUGCAAAGACUAUAGACCAUCUGCUAAGGGAUAUAUAAAUGCAAGCUUCAUCACGACUUCUUCAUCUGAAAGCGUUUCUCGGUUUAUAGCCACGCAGGGUCCACUGCCACACACCUAUGAGGAUUUCUGGGAGAUGGUAAUCCAGUAUCAUUGCCCUGUUAUUGUGAUGCUUACUCGGCUAGUUGACAAUUACAAGACUAUAAAAUGUGGAGAUUAUUUUCAAGCAGAAGAUGGUCCUAGAGAUUUUGGAAAUAUAUGUCUAGUUACUAAAUGGAUUCGAAGUACUGAUACUUCAUUAGUGUUGCGGAACUUGGAGGUGGGCUAUAAAGAGUCAGAGGAGCCACCCAUGUCUGUUUUGCAUGUUCAGUACCCUGAAUGGCCUGAUCAUGGAGUUCCCAAGGACACACUUGCUGUGCGUGAAAUCUUCAAAAGACUAUACCAAGUGCCAUCCAAUCUUGGCCCAGUAGUUGUCCACUGCAGCGCAGGUAUUGGUAGAACUGGAACCUACUGCGCAAUUCACAACACAAUCCAGAGAAUUCUUGUUGGAGACAUGUCUGCUUUAGAUCUUGCUAACACUGUAACCAGUUUUAGGUCUCAGAGAGUGGGGAUGGUUCAAACUAAGGAGCAAUAUUUUUUCUGCUAUAAAGCUAUCGUUGAUGAAUUAGAGGAUCUCAUUUCUGAGGGCAACACUUGAAGGACCUCAAAAUGCUAGAUCAGUGACUAUCGUGUGUGGUUGAAAAUGCUGGGGGAUUAAAUGCAACAGCUGCUUGCUGACUUCUCAGAAGCAAGGACCGGACAAACGCAAAUUGAUGAUGCGUCAAUGGGAUUGUUGCCCUCCGCAGCAGCUACAUGCUCUGAUUAAACAUGACCAAAUUUGUACUCUUUAAUCCUCAGCUGGAAGCUGUGUAGUUUAACUUGACACUUUCAUUUUUCAGUACCUUAGCGAAUUAUCUCUAAAUUACCAGAAUUUAAUCACUGCAUUAUAACUUGCUCAUUUUACCAGAUUGGGUGCUAAAUCAAGCAACCUUGGGAUGCUCAAGGUUGAUUUUUGCAUCAAAUGAAACUGUUGAAUUGUCGAGUUCACAUUUGCAUUAUUUGUGAGAUUGUUCUUGUUGGAAAGUGGAAACACCAAGUGUCAAUAAGACUGCUAGAGAUUUGGUCUA